AUGUAUCCGAUAUCCACUCCUUAUGGCUCUUUUCCAACUACUACCGCCACCACCAAUGCUAUCACAGCGCUAGAUGCCACUGCUGCCCAUCUUACCUUGCCAAAUAUUGUUCAAGACAAUUCCCCCAUUUCGGAACUUCCUUGCGUAUCUGCUACCGUUCAGCAAUCAACAACUCAAUCAAGGAUAUUGCCAACACCAGAAGAGCUUGAUUGCUAUGUGGUGGCUCACGUGACCCAGGUCGUAAAGCAACAUUGCAUACACCAAGGUGGGCUUGAGAAUACUGAGCUUGUAUUUCAAAUCACAUCUUGGACGAUCAACUCUAUCACGGAUGAUCAUUUUCUUCGUAAAUAUUACUACUUGCUUGUCAUCCACCAGCUAUAUACCCAUUACAAGCAGGGCGAUGACUUGCCCCAGAUUUCCUCACCAACGGAAAUCACAACGCCGCCGCUAUCAACAUCAUCAACAUCCUCGCAGUUAUCAGAAGCUGCAUCAUCGCCAUUCACUUGCAGUGAUGUCUCCAGUAAUAAUGGGAGUAUACCAAGGACGGCAUGUGACUAUUGCCAGCGUACUUUUUCAAGAAAAGAUGCAUUAAGACGCCAUCUCAAGCGAACGUGCACGUACACCAAAGAGCAUACCUCCCUGCAUGUUUUCUCAGUGGCAGAUUAA
This is a messenger RNA of Lichtheimia ornata, 666 nucleotides long. RefSeq lists its product as uncharacterized. The transcript has a single exon. The record is from RefSeq and is a predicted model, not a curated record. NCBI's taxonomy places the organism in Eukaryota, Fungi, Mucoromycota, Mucoromycetes, Mucorales, Lichtheimiaceae. The coding region runs from base 1 to 666 and encodes 221 amino acids.